Daucus carota subsp. sativus is the source of this 1703-nucleotide messenger RNA. RefSeq names its product heavy metal-associated isoprenylated plant protein 41. The transcript has 3 exons. Bases 1 to 1395 code for a protein of 464 amino acids. The record is from RefSeq and is a predicted model, not a curated record. Lineage: Eukaryota; Viridiplantae; Streptophyta; Magnoliopsida; Apiales; Apiaceae. Gene Ontology annotation, biological process: rRNA base methylation. Gene Ontology annotation, cellular component: cytoplasm. Gene Ontology annotation, molecular function: rRNA (uridine-N3-)-methyltransferase activity.
AUGGCAGAAGCUGAAAAGGCAAGUAAGGUAGAUAGACAAAAAGACAAUGAUCAAGACGAAGAAAAAUGGGUAAAAUAUUACUCAUCGAAUCAUGAAAUAUUACUGGUGGGUGAAGGAGAUUUCUCAUUCUCAACAUGUUUGGCACAAGCUUUUGGCUCUGCUUCCAACAUUGUUGCUUCUUCUCUCGACUCCUAUGAUGAUGUGAUUAAGAAUUAUAAGAAGGCUGGAUCGAAUUUUUCGAUCCUGGACAAGCUGGGCGCUUCACGUUUUCAUGGAGUUGAUGCGACAAAAAUGAAGUUCCAUAGUGAUCUCAAAAUGCGCAAGUUCGAUCGGAUCAUAUUUAAUUUCCCUCAUGCUGGUUUCACUCAUAAAGGUCGUAAACGAAAGGAAGAUGAUAACUGUCUCAUUAUGAAGCACAAGAGGCUUCUUGAUGGAUUUUUUAAGAAUGCAUGUGGUAUGUUACGUCCAGAUGGUGAAAUACACGUGAAUCACAAAACCUCAUUUCCAUAUUACCACUGGAAUCUGGAGAAACUUGCUAGUCAAAAUUCUUUGAGACUAAUUGAGUGUGUUGCUUUCAACAAAGAAGACUACCUAGGUUAUGAAAACAAGAGAGGUUCUGGUAAAAGAUGUAAUGACUGCUUCCUCUUGGGCGAGUGUUGUACCUUUAAAUUUAGUUUCUUUCAGAAUGCAAAGGUGACUAAAGUGAAACGGAAUGUGAAAAGAUUGCGGAAUCUUAAAAAAGCUCUCAAGUUGCCACAAGAGCCAAGCCCCUGUAAUUUUGGACAUCACCAGUCAGAUCUUGUUCCAUUCAUGAAUGACACCCCAGCACUGAAUGUACCUUGUGGAAGACCUCGUGAACUUCUUCAGCCUCCUAUUUAUGCUUAUCACCAAGAAAACUAUCUCGAACGCAGGCAACCUCAUGAACUCUUUUGGGCACCUAUACCUGCUUAUCAGCAAAUAAACUAUCUUGAAUUUAGGCAACCUGCACUCCUUCAGGCUCCUUUACAUGCUUUUCAGCAAGGAAACUAUCUCAUAUUCAGCCCUCCUCCAUCUGGUUUCGAUCUGCGCAUGAGUAGCAUCCCUGAUUGUAUGGAAUCACCACAUUUUGACCACAUAUAUUGGGAGUGUGCCAGGAUCUUCAGCCCGUACUUUGAACGUGUUGCAGAAUCAUUAAAAAAUGGUGAUCAUUAUUCGUCUUGUUUUCUUGAGGAGGCUUUGAAUGUUGGUUAUGAAAUAUAUAUGGCUGGAGAUCCACGAAGAACUUUAAGAGAUUAUAGGUAUAUGCUGGAACAGCUUCGCAAAUAUGUUGUUGGAAGACCAGAAAGGCAAGUGAGCAGGCAGUUGAGUACAGAAUAUGACUUUGCCAGCAACAGCAGUAGGCAUUUCAGGUCUUAGUAUCGAGCAAUCGCAAGACUUGCAGGUAACAUAGGAACAUAACCAUGAUCAACAAUUCCUUUUUUGGUACAAGGAGCUUGAAUCUUAGCUUUUUGGCAAUUAUGUUUGCUCAAUUACUCUAUAUGUUUUUGGUUUUGGUAUCCAGCAGUCCAUUGCAUGUUUACAUCUGAUGUACAAACAUUAAUCAAUCUGUUUAUCUACUGCCUUUUCAUACAUGUAUGAAAAGAUUAUUAGCUUUUCGACUAGGUGAUAAAUUUUAUUCUCUGAAACUUAAGAAAUCAAACAUUGCAUAUAUGUAUGAGGAGAUU